Molecule: messenger RNA, 5089 nt
Organism: Bufo gargarizans (Asiatic toad)
Lineage: Eukaryota; Metazoa; Chordata; Amphibia; Anura; Bufonidae
Gene: CEP97
Product: centrosomal protein 97
Exons: 11
Coding region: 61-2451 (796 amino acids)
Molecular function (GO): protein binding
Source: RefSeq, a predicted model, not a curated record
GUACGGAAGUGAUGCAGUGACACUUUUUGGUUGCCGGGGAGCUGAGAAGCUGCGUGUAACAUGGCUGGGGAGGAGGUGACUUCGUCUCCGGGAGAGUCUGCUAACGGGUUAGUGGAUCUGUCUGGCCAAGGUCUGCAGAAGCUGAGUCCCACGUUACCAUGUGAAGCUGAUACUCGAACACUAAUUUUGGACAAGAAUCAGAUAAUCAAAUUGGAACACCUAGAGAAAUGCAAAAAUCUUACACAGCUCUCCGUAGCCAAUAACCGUCUUGUUCGGAUGAUGGGAGUUUCAAAAUUGGUCCAUUUGCGAGUACUAAAUCUACCUCACAACAGUAUAGGAUAUGUGGAAGGACUCAAAGACCUGGUGCAUUUGGAAUGGCUGAACCUUGCAGGGAACAAUUUAAAGGUUAUUGAUCAGAUAAACAAUUGCACGUCCCUGCAGCAUCUGGAUUUAUCAGACAAUAACAUAUCUCAGAUCGGCGAUCUCUCCAAGUUAUUGUGUCUCAAGACCCUUCUCCUGCACGGUAACAGCAUCACCACUUUGCGCACAGCCUCCACCAGCCUUCCGCAGAAUUUGUCCAUAUUGUCACUUGCGGAGAAUGAAAUCAGAGACCUGAAUGAGGUGUCCUUCCUUGCAGGUCUCUCUGAUCUGGAACAGUUGUCAAUCAUGAACAAUCCUUGUGUGAUGGCCACUCCAUCUAUACCUGGUUUUGACUACAGACCUUAUAUUGUCAGCUGGUGCUUGAACCUUAAAGUCUUAGAUGGAUAUAUAGUUUCACAAAAGGAAAGCUUGAAAGCAGAAUGGCUUUACAGCCAAGGCAAAGGAAGAUUAUACCGGCCGGGCCAGCAUGUUCCACUUGUGCAGUACUUAGCAUCUGUAUGUCCCCUGACGUCUGCACAUGGUCUUCAGACAGAGGAAGAUGCCAAGUUGGAGAAAAUCUUAAGUAAACAAAGGUUACAUCAGAGGCAAUUGAUGCAUCAAGUUCGUAAUGAGACCCAUCUCUCUUCAACUCCCAAUAAAAGAUCCUAUACCUCGGCUGAGCUGCAGAGCCCACCUAGAACCCUUCAUCGAUCUAAUAAUAGUGAGCCUAUUGUCAAGGUGGACACCUGGCUUGGUACAAGUAAUUCAGAAGAUAACUCCUACACAUCAAGAAACGUUUCCUCCAGCCCUGCUCAAUCUGGGCCAUCACAUUACAACAACCUUUAUCUUGAAGACAUCCAGACUGAUGAGGACAAACUGAAUUGUAGCCUUCUUUCCUCUGAGUCCACAUUCAUGCCUGUUGCUCAUGGUUUAUCCCCAAUGUCUCCCACUGUAGAGUUUAGGGUACCUGGUUUAACAGGGGAAUUAAGUGCCACUAACAGCACAACCAAAGUGAGUAAACGUAUUUCUGAGGACUUAACAACACUAGAGAAAGUAAAAGAGGCUGGAGUUGGCAGAACGGUAACGGAGUGCUUGGAACAAGGGGACAACCAUCAUCGGUCCUCUAGUGACUCUGUUACAGAGUGCACCCAGCCACCCAGUGCCUCCUCUUCUUACAGUGAUGUGGUGGACAGCAAAGUAUUACAGGAUGGAGACAUAGACCGCUUAAAUUGUAUGAACAUAGCAGCAACAAAACUGCAGUCUUAUUGGAGAGGUUUUUAUGCAAGAAAUCAUAACCCCAAAGUCAAAGAAGUACAAUAUGAAAUCAGACUCAGCAGAAUGCAGGAGCACAUCGUCUUUCUCACUCAAGAAGUCUCCAGGUUGAAGACAGAAAGGGAUGAGGAGCGGGUGCAGAGGCUUGUACAAGAAGAAGCUCUCCGAUACUUAUGGGACCAGGUUCAGUCCAUUCAAGAUUGGCAAAGGAAAGUAAGCGGUCAGAUUGAUAGUAUUCCAAAGCCUGAGGUACAGUCACCUAAGACUUCGGCACAGCAGUCACCUUCAUACGAGUCUGCUCCUGAAAUCCUAUGCAGCAAAACCACCCCAGACAUCCCGGACUCUGGUUUCCACUCCAUUGAAAUAGGGCAGACAUCUCAUCAGGAACUGAGUAGUUCCGAAAAGAGCUCCACCGAGGAAAGCGCAUCUUCUGAGCAAUCCGUGGAAACCGUAAAACAUGGUCAACAACCAUUGCCCGGUUUUAUUGAGGUUCAUGAGACAACAGCCCAGCAUCCAUGUGAAAGUAGCAAGGAUGACUCCAGCAUAGAACAAGACAGUAGUCUUCUGCAGCAGUAUUUGGAUAAAGUGGAACAACUUGAGAAAGCAGAGGACAACACAAGUCUUAGUGAUGUGACUGAGGAAAGUAGACCUGAAAUUACUAACAGUUCAAUAAACUCAGAUUUCCUCUCCAGUAGCUUCGGACAUGAUUGUGAAGAUGGAAAGAAGGAAGACAUCUCUCAGUCCUCUGAUGAUGCACAGAGCUUGGCAGCAUCACAAGGCGCUUGUACUGAGGCUCCAGAAGGAGAAUUGCUGCAGUAAGGAGAAGUUUGUAGUCUUUUCUCAUUGCUGCUGUUGUAGACUUUUCUGGAAAGGAGCCAUCCUGUGACAUUGACAGCAGACAUAUAGCAGGAGUACUCCUACAGUAAAAGGACGGCAUACAGAUCAGGGGUUAUGAAGCGUGAUCAGCAAGUUUUGGUCACGUAGGUUUUAAGGGUGGAAAAGGUCUCAUUCUGACAUGUGAAGAAGCAUUACAGACCAUACCAUUAUACAUUCCAUAGUCUCUAGUGAUACAGCUUCUUUCUACUAUAUCGGAAAAGAGUUGCAGCAUGUUUCUUUAUUGUUGCUUGGCUUUUGUCAUGUUUUUAGUGGCUCAACGUGUGACGUAUAUAUUGUAGUAGUAAUACCAUUGAUGCACUUUAAGAAAAAAUUGCUGGUUUGUCAACAUAUUUCAUAGUUGCAUGAUGUCUUGAUUGGCAAGUAGUGGUAUUCUAGUCCUUAACAGCUUGGGUAAAUGGGUGCUGCCAACCGCUAUGCCAGCCAUGAACACAGUCAUGCUUUAUCAGUGUUUUUUUAAUCAUCUCCCAGUCCUCAAAAGUAAAAGUGCAGGUGGAUUUACAGGGGACCCAUCCGUACCAUUUCUAUAACAGAGGUUGUCACCAUUCAGAAUGCAGCUGCCGGUCAGCUGAUCAAUAGUGAUUUUGCUGGUGGAAGACACAGAUGCUGCUGGAGAAGUUUUAAGCAUUACAUGGUGGAUAUUCUGACCAUCCGUGUAAUGUAAGGACACUCAAGUCCGCCAGAGCAGGCGCGACUCAUACAAAACUGGGGUGGGCUGGCCAUAGGGAAACUUCCUGUAGGCCGAUGACCAGGAGGCUGCCUGAGCUCUCCUCCACCACUCAUGGUAAGUAAUGAUCUGAAGCUCCCCUGCUGACUCCUGGAGUAGGAGGACAGAACAUAGCAGCUGGCACUGGCCACCACAGAGGGGCAGUUUUUGGGGAGGUAUUUUGUGAUGCACUGUGGUAUUUGGCUUUUCUGUGGUGGUAUAAAGUGCUGCAAUAUGGUAUUAGUGGUCCGGCCUUCAGUCAAUUUGGGCCCCACUGCAAAAUAGGGCUACUUUUUUAUUAUUUUUUUCCAGGGCCACUUUAAGUUUCGAGCCGCCCGAUACAGAAUGACUGUCCAUUCUAAGUCAUGGAUGUCCUGACUAGAGAACCCCAUUAUGAUGUCCAUAUGCCCUAAUAGGACAUAUCGAGUCGUAUCGACAUACAUCCCCUUUAAUCUUAAAGUACAUGCCACGCUGUCUUUACAUGUUGUUGAGCUCUUCAUAUUUUCAGGCAGAUAUUCUCCUCAUUUAUGGCCCUUUUAAUAGGACUUGUUUUUCCUUAGGUUAUUAUAUAGCAUGAAGUACCCUUAGUUGAUUUCUUAGGUGGCUACAUGGUGGUGUAUUUGCCCAGAUGAGUGCUCUAUUUUGCUAGAUUUUUUAUUUUUUUUGUCUUCGGAGACUUUAUUUCAUCUCCUAGUUCACCAGGUUUAUGUUGGCUAUGCCAGGAAUGCCUCAGAUUGCCUCCUACUAUGAAACGUAGAAGCAAUACACAAUUUGAAGGAACAAUAUGGAUGUAUUAAGCAAAAUCUCCAGUAGUUUGUCCUCAUUGCUUGAGAUCUGGUCUGCCUAUGCAUGCCCUUCUGUGACCACUAUGUACUUGUGUGAUGUUUUAUAUGCCUAUUUGUAAAGCACAUGGAUAUAUUAUUGUAUUUGUGCGGCCUCUCUUCCAGCUCACAUUUCUGAGUAAUCUUUUGGUUGGCUCUUUCCAUGUUAUUGUGAAUCUGGGCACUGAUGUAUAUGUGUAUGUACACCUCGCUAUAGUGUACACUCGUGGGGAAGCUGCAACUCCCAGCAAUCUGGUUGUCACGUCAUGCUAGGUGCUGGUCUACCAGUUUCAUACCACUGGCUGACACUAUACAAUUAUAUGUACAUUUCUUAUGCAAAGAUUCUCAAUCAUACCAUGCAUAAAUAUAGGAAUGUAUAUUACUGGUAAAUAUUGGGGUCUGCUCACACUUGCGCCACCAUUAGGGUUUAGUGUCUCUGUACUUUGGGAAAACUUUGGAUAUGUCAUAGCGGCAUGUCAAAAGUUUUGAUCGGUGCAGUCCAAGUGCUGAUACUUCCACUGAUCAUCAGCAGUGAGGAGAGAGAGCGCCCUGUGUGAGCGCCUCCUAUUUCUAGCGAUCCCCUCGGUUCUCAGCGCUCAGACCCCCACAGAUCAGAACUUGUGAUAUGUCCUAUUGACUUGUCAAAAGUUUUCCCAAAAUACAGUCCUACCUUCAGGUUUCUAUCACGGCAGGAAUAAGACAGCAUGCAGUCAGUGGGUCCAUUAGUCAUUGUUUGGAUCAGUUGUUGUAAAUGGAAGCUAUGUUUAGUGUGAACAGAGCCUAAAUAUUUGGGGCUAUAUGGGCUGCUAAGAAAACUAUUUAUUGGAGGAGAAGGAAGACUUUCAGAAUAAUAUUUUAAUGCAUAAAAAAAAGAUAUUUUGUAAGAAAUUGCUGAGAACAAGUGUGCAUUGAAUGCAUGUAUUAUUUGAACCUUAUUUUAUCAUAUAUAGUGUGUAUUUUUUUAGUGUGCAAAUCAGUUUUUCAUUUUGAACAGGACAAACGAGCAAACAAUUAAAGGUUAUUUUUCUGAUAUGAA